Messenger RNA from Chanos chanos (milkfish), 828 nucleotides. RefSeq names its product proteasome 20S subunit beta 2 (gene psmb2). The transcript has 6 exons. NCBI's taxonomy places the organism in Eukaryota, Metazoa, Chordata, Actinopteri, Gonorynchiformes, Chanidae. The coding region runs from base 108 to 707 and encodes 199 amino acids. Gene Ontology annotation, biological process: proteasomal protein catabolic process. Gene Ontology annotation, cellular component: nucleus; cytoplasm; proteasome core complex. The record is from RefSeq and is a predicted model, not a curated record.
CUUUUGCUGUGUAAUAUCUGAUUGAACGACCUGACUGGUUGAACAAUUUAAGUGUUACUGAAGCUAAAUAUUUAUCUUAGACGCACGUUUUAAUCUCCAUCUGCAAUAUGGAGUACUUAAUUGGGAUUCAGGGACCAGACUUUGUCUUGGUUGCUGCUGAUAAUGUUGCAGCUAGCAGUAUCAUUCAGAUGAAACACGAUUAUGAUAAGAUGUUCAAAUUGAGCGAGAAGAUCCUGCUCCUGUGUGUGGGUGAGGCUGGUGACACAGUUCAGUUUGCAGAGUACAUCCAGAAGAAUGUACAGCUCUACAAAAUGAGGAAUGGGUAUGAGCUCAGUCCAGCAGCUGCAGCAAACUUCACCCGGAAGAACCUGGCAGACUACCUUCGCAGUAGAACCCCGUACCAUGUGAACCUGCUGCUGGCUGGCCAUGAUGAGACAGACGGGCCCAGCCUGUAUUACAUGGAUUAUCUGUCAGCUCUGGCCAAAGCCCCCUUCGCUGCCCACGGUUACGGAGCUUUCCUCACUCUGUCCAUCCUGGACCGCUACUACAGACCAGAUCUGACACGGGAGGAAGCCGUGGACCUCCUUAAGAAAUGUUUAGAGGAGCUAAACAAGCGCUUCAUUCUGAACCUGCCAUCCUUCACUGUUCGUUUGAUUGACAAGGACGGCAUUCACGACAUGGAGAGGCUUCCCCUCGGUCCCCAGUGACCGGCCUCUCUCUCUCUCUUCCUCUCCCUCUCUCCUCUCUUUGCCCAACUCAAUAGGCCUGCUUUUGUACUGCUGAAAUAAUCUUUAUGUUUCAAUAAAACAUUGCCCCGUUGUCACCAUA